GCCGUCUGUACUAGGUGGGCCCUGCAGGCCUUAGGUGUGGAGGGCUGUCCUCUGCCUCGGAGCCCCGGGGCCUGGCCGCUGACCCCGCCCCAGUCCUGCAGUUUCUUCUCAGCCUAGCGGGUGAGGCUCCACUCCCUAAACUGCCCAUAUCCCGUCCUCCUCAAGCUAAAACGCGGACUGGUUAUUGCAGACCUCCUCUCCACGAUCUUUCUGCCUGCUCCCCUGGAUUCCAGCUUCCUUCCUCCUGCCUGUGACUUGUGUUUCUUCCAAAGCCCAGUGAUGCCCUAUUCAUGACUGCUGGAAUCUAGAACUGGAGUAAACCUGAGAAGGGGAGGACAGUGAAUGGCCCUUGUGGACUGAACAAGUGCCCCUGGCUAUAGCACCCAAUCACAAAAAUGGAGAUACCUAUGGAAUCAGAGCACAUUGGCCCAAGGCAGACCUUGUAGGACACAGUAGCACAGCACACAGCAGGGGUGUCCAAAAUGUCUGUGGAUAGUGAUAGUGAGAGACCCAGGGACAGCCGGACCUGGAAGAGCAGGUGGUCCUUCCCACUCAGCUUAGAAAGGCUCUUCUGUAUAAUGGAUGCUGACUAGACUGCAGGUAGCCCUGGGAGCAAAUGUGUACCUCUGUGUGUGCUGGGUUGGAGCAGGGGUGUCCACAUGUAGGUCACAAAAGGAGGAGUAAUGUGUGAGCGUUGAGAAAGGCUGGAAGAACAGUAGGCUCACCACACACCCUGGCUCGUUUCCAGGAUUACUGGGUCUAGGAUGCCAAUCCUAGCUAUCUGUGAGCCCUGGAAGAAGCUCAACAUGACCCUUUUUAUUUGGUCCUAGGUUCCAGAAGGAAGCUGAACCUAGCUCUUGUUCACCCCAGGUGGGAUGACUAUUCAGGAUGCUCAGUGGGACAUCAGGCUUAGGAGCUGCAGCACUGCCCAAGCCCAGGCCUCACAAGACCCUGGUGGUGACUGGAGUGGGCAACAUGCUCCUCCUUGCUGUCCUCUUUGGGAUGCUAUGGGCACUGGCUAAUGGGCGAUGGUGUGAGCAGACGGAGACUAUCCAUGUGGAAGAGGAAGUGACCCCCCGUAGGGAGGAUCUGGUGCCCUGUGCCAGCCUCUACCACUAUACCCGCCUAGGCUGGCGGCUGGACCUGCCCAGGAGUGGCCACGAGGGGCUCUCAGGGCCUCCAGCACCUGGGCUCUGUCGCAUAUACAAACCUCCAGAAACUCGGCCUGCCACAUGGAACCGGACGGUGAGGGCUUGCUGUCCAGGCUGGGGGGGCGCUCAGUGUACGGAUGCCCUCAUGGAAGACAGCCCUGGGGGCCACUGCUUUGCCACGUGGCAGUGCCAGCCUCUGGGAGGCUCAGCUAAUACUUCAACAGAAAACCUGGAAGAGUGCUGUGCCAGACCUUGGGGACACAGCUGGUGGGACAGUGGCUCUCAGCUCUGCCUUAGCUGUUCCAGCCAACACUUUCCAGGCAAUGCUUCCUCUGCAGUCCUCUUGCAGCCCCUACCGGGGGCUGUGGGUCAGCUCUGGAGCCAGCGCCAGCGUCCCUCAGCCACCUGUGCCACCUGGUCAGGCUUCCACUACCGUACUUUUGAUGGGCGCCACUACCACUUCCUGGGCCACUGCACCUAUCUGCUGGCAGGAGCUGCUGAUUCUACCUGGGCUGUCCACCUCAGGCCCAGGGACCACUGUCCACAACCUGGGCACUGUCAGCUGGUCCUGGUGAUAAUGGGCUCAGAGGAGGUGCAGAUCCAGGGUAGAGAUGUUUCUGUGAAGGGGCAGCUCGUACCUGAUGGAGAGCCCCAGAUGCUCCAUGGGCUGAGCCUGCAGUGGCAGGGGGACUGGCUGGUGCUAUCUGGGGGCCUGGGGGUUGUUGUGCGGCUGGACAGGUCCAGUUCGGUGUCCAUCUCGGUGGACCAUGAGCACUCAGGACAGACGCAGGGCCUCUGUGGGCUCUACAAUGGCCGGCCCGAGGAUGACUUUUCAGAGCCAGGUGGGGGCCUGGCUAUGCUUGCUGCCACCUUUGGGAAUUCCUGGAAGCUCCCUAGCUCUGAGCCUGGGUGUCUGGAUGCAGUGGAGGUGGAUCAGGGCUGUGAGGGACCCCUGAAAGGCACCGAGGCAGGUAUGGAUGCUGGCCAGCUGCGAGCUGAAGCCCAGGAUGUAUGCCACCAGCUGUUGGAGAGUCCAUUCUGGCAGUGCCAUGCCCAGGUCUCCCCCGAUGAGUACCACGAGGCCUGCCUCUUUGCCUACUGUGCAGGGGCUGCUCUGGGGCACCAAGAGGGGCGGCAGGAGGCUGUGUGUGCCACCUUUGCCAACUAUGCCCAGGCCUGUGCCAGGCGACGCAUCCACGUGCUCUGGAGGAAGCCUGGCUUCUGUGAGCGUCUAUGCCCCGGGGGUCAGCUCUACUCCGACUGCGUCUCCUCCUGCGCCCCCAGCUGCUCGGCAGUGGGCCAGGAAGAGGAAGGGUCCUGCAGGGAAGAGUGUGUGAGUGGCUGCGAGUGCCCACCUGGCCUCUUCUGGGAUGGUACCCUCUGUGUGCCUGCCUCCAGAUGCCCCUGCUACCACCGGCGCCAGCGCUAUGCCCCUGGCGACACUGUGCACCAGCUGUGUAACCCGUGUGUGUGCCAGGAUGGCCACUGGCACUGUGCCCAGGCCUUGUGUCCUGCUGAGUGUGCAGUAGGUGGCGAUGGGCAUUACCUCACCUUUGAUGGGCGGAGCUUCUUCUUCCGGGGCCACCCAGGCUGCCACUACAGCCUGGUGCAGGACUACGUGAAAGGGCAGCUGCUGAUCGUGCUGGAGCAUGGGGACUGCGACUCUGGGAGCUGCCUCCAUGCCCUGUCUGUCUCACUGGGGGAUACCCACAUCCAGCUCAGAGACUCAGGAGCUGUGCUGGUGGAUGGGCAGGAUGUGGGAUUGCCCUGGAUUGGCACUGCGGGCCUCAGCAUCUCCAGAGCCUCCUCCACCUUUCUGCUGCUACGCUGGCCAGGAGUCCGUGUCCUCUGGGGAGUGGCUGACCCUGCAGCCUACAUCACCCUGGCCCCCCACCAUGCCCACCAGGUCCAAGGUCUGUGUGGUACCUUCACUUGGAACCAGCAGGAUGACUUCCUGACACCAGCUGGGGAUGUGGAGACCAGCACUGCUGACUUUGCUAGCAGGUUCCAGGUGGCAGGCAAUGGAAAGUGCUCCUCUGGGGACAGCGUCCUGCUCUUCCCCUGCAGCACACACUCCCAGCACCUUGCUUUUGCAGAGGCAGUCUGUGCCAUCCUGCAUGGCCCAGCCUUCCAGGACUGCCACAGGCUGGUGGACAGGGAGCCAUUCCAGCUGCGCUGCUUGGCGGCAGUGUGUGGCUGUGCCCCUGGCAGGGACUGCCUGUGUGCCGUGCUGUCUGCCUACGCGCACCGCUGUGCCCAGGAGGGCGCCCUGCUGUCCUGGAGGAACCAGACUCUCUGCCCUGUCCUGUGUCCUGGUGGCCAAGAGUACCAGGAGUGCGCUCCAGUGUGUGGUCACCAUUGCGGAGAGCCAGAGGAUUGUAAGGAGCUGACCGGCUGUGUGGCUGGUUGUAACUGCCCCCCUGGCCUGCUGUGGGACCCUGAGGGCCAGUGUGUCCCCCCCAGUUUGUGCUCCUGCCAGCUUGGAGCCCAUCGUUACACCCCUGGCAGUGUCACCAUGAAGGACUGCAAUCGCUGCAUCUGCCAGGAGAGGGGCCUCUGGAACUGCACCGCCCACCACUGCGCCCCGCAGCGUGCAUUCUGCCCCGGGGAACUUGUCCAUGCUCCUGAAGCCUGCCUCCUCACCUGUGACAGCCCCAGUGCCAACCACUCCUGCCCCAUGGGCAGCACUGAUGGCUGUGUCUGCCCUCCAGGCACCGUGCUGCUGGAUGAGCGCUGUGUGCCUCCUGAUCUCUGUCCCUGCCGUCAUAGUGGGCAGUGGUACCCACCUAAUGCCACCAUCCAGGACAACUGCAACACUUGUGUGUGCCAGGGCCGACAGUGGCAUUGCACAGGCCAGCUGUGCAGUGGAUGGUGCCAGGCAUCAGGUGCCCCCCACUAUGUGACGUUUGAUGGGCUGACACUCACCUUCCCCGGAGCCUGCGAGUACCUGCUGGUUCGAGAGGCCAGUGGCCGCUUCAGCGUCUCUGCCCAGAACCUGCCCUGCGGGGCCAGCGGCCUCACCUGCACCAAGGCACUGACCGUGCGUCUGGAGAGCACUACUGUGCACAUGCUCAGAGGCCGGGCAGUGACGGUGAAUGGGGUGAGUGUAACACCCCCCAAGGCCUACACAGGCCCAGGGAUGAGUCUGCACCGUGCAGGCCUCUUCCUGCUGCUGACCACACGCCUGGGCCUCACCCUGCUCUGGGAUGGAGGCACCCGGGUCCUGAUACAGCUGUCCCCACACUUCCGUGGUCGUGUGGCUGGACUAUGUGGAGACUUUGAUGGAGACGCCAGUAAUGACCUGAGGAGUCGCCAAGGAGUCCUGGAGCCCACAGCUGAGCUGGCUGCCCACUCCUGGCGCCUCAGUGCACUCUGCCCUGAGCCAGGAGACCCGCCACACCCCUGCACGGUAAACACACACCGCGCAGCCUGGGCCCGUGCCCGCUGCGGAGUGAUGCUCCAGCAGCUCUUCGUCCCAUGCCACACAGAGGUGCCCCCACAGCAGCACUACGAGUGGUGUGUGUACGACACCUGUGGCUGCGAUUCAGGGGGCGACUGUGAGUGCCUCUGCUCUGCCAUUGCCGCCUACGCAGACGAGUGUGCCCGGCAUGGGCACCAUGUGCGCUGGCGCAGCCAGGAGCUCUGCCCCCUGCAGUGUGAAGGGGGACAAGUAUAUGAGGCCUGUGGCCCCACCUGUCCUCCCUCCUGCCCUACCCACCAUGCUGAGCCUGGAUGGCACUGCCGGGCCAUUGCCUGUGUGGAGGGCUGCUUUUGCCCCAAAGGGACUCUGCUGCAUGGAGGAAUCUGCAUGGAGCCAUCUGCCUGUCCCUGUGAGUGGGGUGGCAGCUUCUUCCCACCAGGGACUGUGCUGCAGAAGGACUGUGGGAACUGCACUUGCCGGGAAAGCCAGUGGCAUUGUGGGGGUGACAGUGCCCCCUGUGAGGAGCUGGUGCCUGACUGUGCCGAAGGAGAGUCUCCCUGCCAGGGAAGUGGGCACUGUAUUCCACAUGAGUGGCUUUGUGACAACCAAGACGACUGUGGCGAUGGCUCAGAUGAGGAGGGUUGCGCCACCCCAGGCUGUGUGGAGGGACAGAUGUCAUGCCGCUCCGGCCACUGUCUGCCCCUGUCCCUGCUCUGUGAUGGGCAGGAUGACUGUGGAGAUGGCACAGAUGAACAGGGCUGCCCAUGUCCCUAUGACUCGCUGGCCUGUGCUGAUGGGCGCUGCCUGCCCCUCACCCUGCUGUGUGAUGGGCAUCCCGACUGUCCAGACGCCGCUGAUGAGGAGUCCUGUUUGGGGCAGGUGAACUGCACCCCUGGGGAAGUGUCCUGUAUGGACGGCACUUGUGUGGGGACCAUCCAGCUGUGUGAUGGAGUUUGGGACUGCCCAGAUGGAACCGACGAGGGGCCUGGAUACUGCCCGAUGCCCUCUCUGCCUGUGCCCCCAGCUGGCACCCUGCCUGGCCCCUCUACUGGCUCCCUGGAAGGUGCCUCAAGUCCGCUGGGCAGUGCCAGCCCUGCACAGAGCUGCGGCCCCUUGGAGUUUCCGUGCGGCAGCGGAGAGUGCACCCCGCGGGGCUGGCGCUGCGACCAGGAGGAAGACUGCGCCGAUGGCAGCGACGAGCUGGGCUGCGGUGAGCCCUGCGCGCUGCACCACGCGCCCUGCGCCCGCGGCCCACACUGCGUGUCCCCCGGGGAACUGUGCGACGGCGUGCCGCAGUGCCCCGACGGCUCUGACGAGGGCCCAGACGCCUGCGGUUCCACCCAGCCUCCCCUGUGCCAUGGCCUCUUGCCCUGUGGUUUGGCUCCCUGGCUGUGCCUGAACCCUGAGCAGCACUGCAAUGGGGUCCCCGACUGUCCCCAGGGCGAGGAUGAGCUGGACUGUGAGGGACUGCCACCCCCAGGAAGUCUCAACAGGACAGAAUUUCCCUGCCCAGAAUACUCCUGCCCCAAUGGCGACUGCCUUGAUUUUCACCUGGUGUGUGAUGGGCAGCCCAACUGUGAGUUGGUAGGAGAGGCAGGACUCUCCCCAGAAGAACAGGGCUGUGGGACCUGGGGUCCCUGGAGCCCAUGGGGGCCGUGCAGCCAGACCUGUGGGCUGGGGGUGCAGAGCCAAAGCCGCAGCUGUUCCCCAUCAGGGCUGUUGGUGCUGCAGCACUGCCCAGGCCCCGCCCACCAGUCACAGGCCUGCUUUACCAAGGCCUGCCCAGUGGAUGGUGAAUGGAGCUCCUGGUCUUCCUGGUCUCUGUGCUCUGAGCCUUGUGGGGGCACCAGGACAAGGCAGCGGCAGUGCCACCCACCCCAGAAUGGGGGCCAAGCCUGUGCCCUUCUGCCCGGGGGCCCUCAUAGCACCCGUCAGACUGAGCCCUGCCCUCAGGAUGGCUGUCCCAAUGCCACCUGCUCUGGGGAGCUGGUGUUCCAGCCUUGUGCCCCCUGCCCUCUGACCUGCGAUGACAUCUCUGGCCAGGCUAUCUGCUCAUCCCACAGGCCCUGCAGCAGCCCAGGCUGUUGGUGCCCAGAAGGGCAGGUGCUGGGCAGUGAGGGGCAGUGUGUGUGGCCCCGGCAGUGCCCCUGCCUGGUGGAUGGUGCCCGCUACUGGCCUGGGCAGCAUAUCAAAGCCAACUGCCAGCUCUGUGUCUGCCAAGAUGGGAGGCCCCGGCGCUGCCGGCCCAACCCAGACUGUGCCAUAAACUGUGGCUGGUCCUCCUGGUCCCCCUGGGCCGAGUGCCUGGGCCCCUGUGGGAGCCAGAGCAUCCAGUGGUCCUUCCGGAGCCCCAACAACCCCCGCCUCUCCGGCCGAGGUCGCCAGUGCCGAGGCAUCCACCGCAAGGCUCGCAGGUGCCAGACGCAGCCUUGUGAGGGCUGUGAGCAGCAGGGCCACACACACCAGGUCGGGGAGCGCUGGCGUGGGGGCCCCUGCAGGGUAUGCCAAUGUCUGCAUAUGGGCACCGUGCACUGCUCCCCCUAUUGCCCACUGGGCAGCUGUCCCCAGGGUUGGAUCCUGGUGGAGGGAGUAGGAGAAUCGUGUUGCCACUGUGCCCUGCCUGCAGAGAAUCAGACAGUGCCUCCGACAGCCACUCCUGCCCCUGCUCCAGCCCCCAGUCCCCAGACGGGUCCUCCUCUGGCCACCUAUGUUCUGCCUCCCCCAGGAGAUGCCUGCUACUCUCCCCUGGGCCUGGCUCUGCCCCCGGGGAGUCUGUGGACAUGGUCAAGGCAGCUGGAGCACCCCACCUGGGCUGCCCUCCUGGGGGCUCCCACCAAAGGGCCUGGCCCCAGAGCGGGUGCUUAUGCUGAGUGGCACAGCGGGCCACCCUUCCUGCAGCUGGACCUGCUCCAGCCCCAGAACCUCACUGGCAUCUUCGUGUGGGGGCCCACCUCCUCCAGCCCACAUGUCAGCAGCUUCUCGCUUCAGUUCAGCACUGAUGGUCUACACUGGCAGGACUACCAUGACAUCCUGCCUGGCACCUUGUCCCCACCCAAGUCUUUCCCCAGGAACUGGGAAGAUGUGGCCUCCAAGGUGUGGGCCUUCAGCCGGAUGGUGCAGGCAAGGUACAUCAGGGUGUGGCCACACAGUGUCCCCCACAGCGACAGGCAGCCUGGCUUCUUCCUGUGGGUGGAGCUCCUGGGCUGUGAGCCAGUGUCCCCACCAGUGCCCCCGUGCCCAGGGGCUGGGCACCGCUGUGCCAAUGGUGAAUGUGCUCUGCCGGGGGUGCCAUGUGACGGUGCAGCAGACUGUGAGGAUGGCUCUGAUGAGGAGGGCUGUGGGCCCCUGCCUGUGGACACUGGCAGAGGCCAUUCCACAGCCAGGACUCCAACCUUCUUCUCCACCCAGCCGGGACCACUGCCUCCCCAGCCUAGUGAGGGUCUGGCAGAGACUGACCGCUGGCAUCCCAAGCAGGGUUCGUCCAUGCCCCCCACAGAGAAGAGGCCAGUGAGCCCUGCCCCUGCCUCCAAAGCUCCUCACCCAAGUUCUGGGGAAUCCGUGCAGAUGGGGAGCAACAACACUCCCACAUUCCAUGCUGGGUUUCAGAGACUGACACCAGGAAUGGCAGCCAUGACAGUGCUCCCCACACACCCCAUGAUUCCGAUGACCCCUCCUGGCCAGAGAGUUGCCCCCAGCCCCUUCCCACCCGUGCGAUGCAGCCCCGGGCAGCUGCCCUGCAAGGUGCUGGGCUGCGUGGAGCCAGAGCAGCUGUGUGAUGGGAAGGAGGACUGCCUGGAUGGCGAUGACGAGCGGCACUGCGCAAGUCCUAUGCCCUUCAUGGUGCCCACCACAGUCCUGCCUGGACUGCCAGCCUCCAGGACUCUCUGCUCCCAGAGCCAGCUGAGCUGUGGCAGCGGGGAGUGCCUGCCCACUGAGCGGCGCUGUGACCUGCGGCCCGACUGCCAGGAUGGCUCGGACGAGGAUGGCUGUGUGGACUGUGUGCUGGCACCCUGGUCUGGCUGGAGUGGCUGCAGCCGCAGCUGUGGCCUGGGCCUCACCUUCCAGCGCCGAGAGCUGCUGCGGCCUCCCCUGCCUGGGGGCAGCUGCCCCCUGGACCAGCUCCGCAGCCAGCCCUGCUUUGUGCAGGCCUGCCCAGUGGCUGGGGCAUGGGCAGAGUGGGAGACCUGGGGACCUUGCAGUGUCUCCUGUGGGGGCGGCCAUCAGAGUCGCCAGAGGAGCUGCAUGGACCCACCACCCAAGAAUGGUGGUGCACCCUGUCCUGGGGCCUCCCGGGAAAGGGCACCCUGUGGCUUGCAGCCCUGCACUGGUGGCACAGAUUGCGGGCUGGGCCGUGUGCAUGUGAAUGCUGAGCUGUGCCAGAAGGGGCUGGUGCCCCCAUGCCCACCCUCCUGCCUGGAUCCCGAGACCAACGGAAGCUGCACUGGGCCCUGUGUGGAGGGAUGCCGCUGUCCCCCGGGGCUCCUCCUCCAUGAUGCUCACUGCCUGCCCCUCUCUGAGUGCCCCUGCCUUGUGGGUGAAGAGCUGAAGCCUCCAGGGAUGUCCUUCCUCCUGGACAACUGCAGCCAAUGCAUGUGUGAGAGGGGGACUCUGGUGUGCGAGCCAGGGGCCUGCCCACAGCCCUGCGGCUGGUCAGCCUGGUCCUCCUGGACUCCCUGUGACCGCUCCUGUGGCUCUGGAGUGAGGGCCAGGUUCAGGUCUCCCUCCAACCCUCCUGCGGCUUUUGGAGGUGCCCCCUGUGAAGGGGACAAGCAGGAACUGCAGGUCUGCCACGUGGAUUGUGGGACAGAGGUGCUGGGCUGGACACCCUGGACAUCUUGGUCCUCCUGCUCCCAGAGCUGCCUUGUCCCUGGAGGAGUCCCUGGCUGGCGACAUCGUUCCCGACUCUGCCCCAGCCUGAGGGAUAUCUCCUGCCCAGGAGAGGCCACCCAGGAGGAGCCUUGCAGCCCCCCUGUGUGCCCAGUGCCGAGCAGCUGGGGUGCGUGGGCUUCCUGGUCUGCCUGCUCAGCCCCCUGCAAUGGAGGCAUCCAGAUACGUGGACGCAGCUGCUCUGGCUCAGCUCCUGGAAAUCCCGCAUGUCAGGGACCCCACAGCCAGACCAGGGACUGCAACACACAGCCCUGCACAGCCCAGUGUCCAGAGGACAUGGUGUUCCGCUCAGCAGAGCAGUGUCACCAGGAUGGGGGUCCGUGUCCUCAGCUGUGCCUGGCACAGGAUUCUGGGGUGGAGUGCACAGGCUUCUGCACCCCCAGCUGCACCUGCCCACCUGGUCUCUUCCUGCACAACGCUAGCUGCCUGCCCCGCAGCCAGUGCCCCUGCCAGCUGCACGGGAAGCUCUAUGCACCAGGAGCAGUGGCUCGCCUGGACUCCUGCAACAAUUGCACCUGUAUCUCUGGAGAGAUGGCGUGCACCUCAGAGCUCUGUCCAGUGGCUUGUGGCUGGAGUCCUUGGACCCCGUGGAGUCUCUGCAGCCGCAGCUGUGAUGUAGGCAUACGACGGCGCUUCCGGGCAGGCACUGCACCCCCCGCUGCCUUUGGGGGUGCUGAGUGCCAGGGCCCCAACAUGGAGGCUGAAUUCUGCAGCCUGCGGCCAUGUCGAAGUCCUGGUGGGGAAUGGGGUCCCUGGGCUUCCUGCUCCGUGCCCUGUGGUGGUGGCUACAGAAAUCGCACCCGAGGCAGUGGCCCACAAGUCCUCAUGGUGUUCUCUACCUGCAACCUGCAGCCCUGUGCAGGGCCAGUCCCUGGUGUGUGUCCCAGGGGUCAGCUGUGGCUGGAUUGUGCCCAGGGCCCUGCCUCCUGUGCAGAACUCAGUGCUCCGAGAGAGACCAAGCAGACCUGCCACCCUGGCUGCUACUGCCCACACGGGAUGCACCUGCUGAACAAUGUGUGUGUGCCUGCCCAAGAAUGUCCCUGUGCCCACGGGGGGCGCCUCCAUCCCCCGGGUAGUGCUGUGCUUCGUCCAUGUGAGAACUGCUCCUGCAUCUCUGGGCUCAUCACCAACUGUACCUCCUGGCCUUGUGAGGAGGGCCAGCCCGCAUGGUCACCCUGGACCCCAUGGAGUGUGUGCUCAGCCUCCUGCGGGCCUGCCCGACGCCACCGGCACCGCUUCUGUGACAGGCCCUCUAGCGUGGCACCGUCCACCCUGGCCCUGGGGCCCUCACCAGCCACGCCCACACCCCUCUGCCCAGGCCCGGAGGCUGAGGAGGAGCCGUGCCUCCUGCCAGGGUGUGACCGGGCAGGAGGCUGGGGGCCUUGGGGGCCCUGGUCCAGCUGUAGUCGGAGCUGUGGGGGCGGCCUGCGCAGCCGGACCCGAGCCUGUGACCAACCACCACCUCAAGGGCUGGGGGACUUCUGUGAGGGGCCUCAGGCCCAGGGAGAAGCCUGCCAGGCUCAGCCGUGCCCAGUGACUGACUGCACUGCCAUUGAGGGGGCCCAGUACAGCCCUUGCGGCCCUCCCUGCCCCCGCUCCUGUGAUGACCUCGUGCACUGUGUGUGGCACUGCCAGCCUGGCUGCUACUGUCCCCCAGGCCAGGUGCUGAGUGCUGAUGGGACCAUUUGUGUGCAUCCUGGUCACUGUAGCUGCCUGGACUUGCUGACCGGGGAGCGGCACCGUCCAGGCGCUCAGCUGGCAAGGCCCGACGGCUGCAACCACUGCACCUGCCUGGAGGGGAGGCUCAACUGCUCAGAACUGCCCUGCCCAGUGCCUGGAGGCUGGUGCCCGUGGUCAGAGUGGACGGCAUGCUUCCAGCCCUGCAGAGGCCAAACAAGGACCCGCUCUAGGGCCUGUGCCUGCCCUGCUCCUCAGCAUGGGGGUGCCCUGUGCCCUGGAGAGAUGGGAGCCCAGCAUCAGAGGGAGACCUGUCCCAGCUCCACCACGUGCCCAGUGGAUGGAGCCUGGAGCCCAUGGGGACCAUGGUCUCCCUGUGACGCAUGUCUAGGACAAUCCCAUAGGAGCAGGGAGUGCAGCCAGCCCCCCAUCUCUGAGGGUGGCAGGCCUUGCCCUGGCGUCCACUGGCAGAGCCGCCCCUGUCACGACAAUUCCACUCAGUGCGCAGAUUGUGGGGGUGGCCAGAGUCUGCUGCCCUGUGGGCAGCCCUGCCCCCGCUCCUGCCAAGACCUGUCCCCUGGGAGUGUGUGCCAGCCAGGCCCAGGAGGCUGCCAGCCCAGCUGUGGGUGUCCCCCAGGCCAGCUCUCCCAGGAUGGGCUCUGUGUGCUUCCAGUCCACUGCCGCUGCCAGUACCAGCCGGGAGCCAUGGGGAUCCCCGAGAAUCAGAGCCGGUCAGCAGGCUCUGGCCUCAGCUCCUGGGAGCGUCUGGAACCUGGAGAGAUGGUAACGGGGCCGUGUGACAACUGCACCUGUGUGGCGGGCAUCCUGCAGUGCUCGGAGGUACCCAGCUGCCCUGGGGCUGGUGUGUGGGGCCCCUGGGGCCCCUGGGAGGACUGCAGUGUUUCCUGUGGAGGAGGGGAGCAGCUGCGCUCCCGGCACUGUGCCCGACCCCCCUGCCCAGGACUGGCCCGGCAGAGCCGCACCUGCCAGACCCAGGUCUGCAGAGAGGCAGGGUGCCCAGCUGGACGUCUGUACCGCGAAUGCCUGCCCAAUGGAGGAUGCCCCUUCUCCUGUGCCCACGUCACAGGGCAGGUGGCCUGCUUCUCUGAUGGCUGUGAGGAGGGAUGCCACUGUCCUGAGGGUACCUUCCAGCACGGCUUGGCCUGUGUCCAGGAGUGCCCCUGCAUGCUGACAGCCUUGCUGCUUCGGGAGCUGGGAGCCAGCAGCACUGAUGCUGGGGUGCACGCAGCCUCUCUGGGAGAGGAGGGUCAGCCCCUCAGGCCCGGAGAUGAGCUGAGUCCAGGCCAAAUGUUUCGAAUGGGCUGCAGCAACUGCUCCUGUGCCCAUGGGAAGCUGUCUUGCUCCAUAGAGGACUGCCCCGAGGCCCCCAGCUUCAGCCCGUGGGACCCGUGGGGCCCCUGCUCCCGCUCCUGUGGCGGACUGGGCACCCGCACACGCAGCCGCCAGUGUGUGCACCCCGCACCUGCUACUGGUGGCCAGGGCUGCCAAGGGCCCCGCCAGGACCUCGAGUACUGCCUCAGCCAGGACUGCCCUGGGGCUGAAGGGUCCACGGCAGAGCCAGUGACGGGCCUUCCAGGUGGCUGGGGCCCCUGGGCUCCGUGGUCCCCCUGCUCCCGCAGCUGCACGGACCCCACUCACCCCGCAUGGCGCAGUCGGACCCGCCUCUGCCUGACCAACUGCACUGUGGGGCGCCCCUCCCAGGAGCGCCCCUGCAACCUGCCCUCGUGCACAGAGUUGCAGCCCCUGUGCUCGGGCCCUGGCUGUGGGCCUGGGAACUGUUCCUGGACCUCCUGGGGCCCAUGGGAACCGUGCUCGCGCAGCUGCGGGGUGGGCCAACAGCGCCGCCUACGAGCAUACCGUCCCCCAGGGCCGGGUGGACACUGGUGCCCCGACAUCCUCACUGCUUACCAGGAGCGUCGCUUCUGCAGCCUGCGAGCUUGCCCAGUGCCUGGGGGCUGGUCGCGCUGGAGCCCCUGGUCCUGGUGUGACCGGAGCUGUGGUGGGGGCCAAUCCCUGAGGAGCCGAAGCUGCUCGAGCCCCCCACCCAAGAAUGGGGGUGCCCCCUGUGUGGGGGAGAAGCACCAGGCCCGACUCUGCAAUCCCAUGCCCUGUGAGGAGGGCUGCCCAGCAGGCAUGGAGCUGGUCAGCUGUGCCAACCGCUGUCCUCGACGCUGCUCAGACCUGCAGGAGGGAGUCCUGUGUCAGGAUGGCCAGGCCUGCCAGUGGGGCUGCCGCUGUGCUGAGGGGUCCCUAGAGCAGGACAGCAGCUGUGUGCCAGUUGGGCACUGUGAGUGUACAGAUGCCCAGGGCCACAGCUGGGCCCCAGGGAGCCAGCACCAAGAUGCCUGUAACAACUGCUCCUGCCAGGCCGGGCAGCUGUCCUGCACAGCUCAGCCGUGCCCACCUCCUGCCCACUGUGCCUGGAGCCGCUGGUCAGCCUGGAGUCCCUGCAGCCACUCAUGUGGGCCAAGAGGACUGCAGAGUCGCUUUCGAUCGUCCACAUCAGGCUCGUGGGCCCCGGAGUGUCAAGAGGAGAAGUCCCAGAGCCAGCCCUGCCCUCAGCCUCCGUGCCCACCCCUGUGCCUCCAUGACGGCCGUCCCCGCACCCUGGGGGACAGCUGGCUACAGGGAGAGUGCCAGCAGUGCUCCUGUACUCCGGAGGGCAUAAUCUGUGAAGACACCAAGUGUCCAGGGAGCUGGACGCUGUGGUCCCUGUGGUCCGACUGCCCUGUCUCUUGUGGAGGUGGAAACCAGGUGCGCACCCGGGCAUGCAUGGUGCCGGACCCUCACCACAGGGAGCCGCUCUGCCAGGGCCCUGACACCCAGACCCAGCCCUGUGGGCAGCAGCCAUGCCAGCCGCUGCUGGAGGCCUGCUCCUGGGGCCCAUGGGGCCCCUGUUCGCGCAGCUGUGGCUCAGGCCUGGCCUCCCGCUCCGGGUCCUGCCCCUGCCUGCCGGCAGAGGCAGAGCCCACGUGCAACGGCACUUUCCCACACCUGGACACCCAGGCCUGCUACGCGGGGCCCUGCCUGGAGGAAUGCCUGUGGAGUGGCUGGAGCAGCUGGACGCGCUGCUCAUGCCAGGUGCUGGUGCAGCAGCGCUACCGGCACCAGGGCCCAGCACCUGGCCGCAUGGCAGAGGGCCCCCCCUGCACCCGCCUGGAUGGCCACUUCCGGCCAUGCCCGACUGGCAGCUGCUCAGAGGACAGCUGCACACCUCCCUUUGAGUUCCAGGCCUGUGGCUCCCCCUGCACCGGGCUCUGUGCCACACACCUGAGCCGACAGCUCUGCCAGGACCUACCACCUUGCCAGCCUGGCUGCUACUGCCCCAAGGGGCUGCUGGAGCAGGCUGGGGCCUGCAUUCCCCCCGAGCAAUGUAACUGCUGGCACAUCUCAGAAGAGGGAGCUGAGGUGACACUGGCCCCUGGGGACCACCUGCAGCUGGGGUGUAAGGAAUGCGAAUGCUGGCACGGAGAACUGCGCUGCACCAGCUGGGGCUGUGAAGGGCUCCUGCCUCUGAGCAGCUGGUCCGAAUGGUCACCCUGUGGGCCCUGCCUGCCCCGAAGUGCCCUGACCCGUACGUCCAGGACUACCCUGGAGGAGCACUGGCCUCCGAACACAACAGGCCUCUGGCCACCCUCGACAUCCCUGCUGGUUUCGGAGCAGCACCGCCACCGCCUGUGUUUGGACCCUGAGACAGGGAGGCCCUGGGCUGGGGACCCUCAGCUCUGCACUGCACCCCUUAACCAGCAACGCCUCUGCCCUGACCCCGAAGCCUGUCAAGACUCAUGCCAGUGGAACCCUUGGGGACCCUGGAGCCCCUGCCAGGUGCCCUGCAGUGGAGGCUUCCAAAUGCGCUGGAGAGAGGCAGGGGGCCUCCCUGGAGGAGCCUGCCGUGGGCCAUGGGCUCAGACCCAGAGCUGCAAUAUGGGGCCCUGCCCAGGAAAAAGCUGUGAGGCUAAGGACACUGUGCCCACCCUUGAAUGUGCCAAUCAAUGCCCUCGAAGCUGCAUGGACCUCUGGGAGCGUGUGCAAUGUCUGCAGGGACCCUGCAGUCCAGGCUGCCGCUGUCCUCCUGGCCAGCUGGUGCAGGAUGGGCACUGUGUGCCCAUCUCCUCUUGCCGCUGUGGCCUUCCCAGUGCCAAUGCCUCUUGGGAGCUGGCCCCAGCCCAGGUGGUGCAACUGGACUGCCACAACUGCACCUGCAUCAAUGGGUCUUUAGUGUGCCCACACCUUGAGUGUCCAACCUUGGGGCCUUGGUCAGCCUGGAGCAAGUGCUCAGUUGCCUGUGGUGGGGGCACCAUGGACCGUCAUCGGAGCUGCAAGGAACAUCCUCAGGGGGCACUAUGCCAGGCCCAAGACAUGAAACAACAGCAAGACUGUAACCUGCAGCCCUGCCCUGAGUGCCCCUCAGGCCAGGUGUUCAGUGCCUGUGCUGCAUCAUGCCCAAGCCUCUGCUCACACCUGCAGCCUGGCACCAUCUGUACGCAGGAACCCUGCCAACCGGGCUGUGGCUGCCCCAGGGGACAGCUGCUGCACAAUGGCACGUGCGUGCCCCCUGCUGCCUGUCCCUGCACUCAGCUCUUGCUGCCCUGGGGCCUCACCCUGACUCUUGAAGAGCAGGCUCAGGAGCUGCCUCCGGGGGCUAUGCUUACCAGAAACUGCACCCGCUGUACCUGCCAAGAUGGAGCCUUCAGCUGCUCCCUCAUCGACUGUCAGGAGUGCCCCCCUGGGGAAAUGUGGCAGCACGUGGGUCCUGAAGAGCUGGGUCCCUGUGAGUGGACAUGCCAGGAGACAAACACCACAGCAGCUCAGGGCAACUGCAGUGCUGUCCAGACCCCGGGAUGCAUAUGCCAGGAAGGGUACUUCCGUAGCCAGGCGGGCCCCUGCGUCCCCGCAGACCAGUGUGAAUGCUGGCACCACGGGCAUCUCCACCUGCUUGGAUCUGAAUGGCAGGAGGACUGUGAGAGCUGCCGAUGCCUCCGCGGGAGGAGCGUCUGCACCCAGCACUGCCCCCUCCUCAACUGUGCUCAGGACGAGGUGACUGUGCAGGAGCCAGGGAGCUGCUGUCCCACUUGCCGCAGGGAGACCCUUGAGGCACAGUCAGCCUCCUGCCGGCAUCUCACUGAGCUUCGUAACCUCACCAAGGGCCCCUGCCAUCUGGACCAGGUAGAAGUGAGCUACUGCAGUGGGCACUGCCCAUCUAGCACCAACGUCAUGCCUGAGGAGCCCUACCUGCAGAGCCAGUGUGACUGCUGUAGUUACCGCCUGGACCCCGACAGCCCUGUAAGGAUCCUGAACCUGCGCUGUCCAGAUGGCCGCACCGAGCCAGUGGUGCUGCCGGUCAUCAACAGUUGCCAGUGCAGCGCCUGCCAAGCAGGUGAUUUCUCAAAGCGCUGACAGGUUCCACCAGAUGCGUCCACUGCUGUCCCUCUUAUGACAUUUGGACUCAGAGGCACUGAUCAUCUCCUCCCAUGCCCAUCCAUCCCCCAUCCUCCCAAAUAA
Molecule: messenger RNA, 16659 nt
Organism: Marmota monax (woodchuck)
Lineage: Eukaryota; Metazoa; Chordata; Mammalia; Rodentia; Sciuridae
Product: SCO-spondin
Exons: 105
Coding region: 889-16554 (5221 amino acids)
Cellular component (GO): extracellular matrix
Molecular function (GO): peptidase inhibitor activity; protein binding
Source: RefSeq, a predicted model, not a curated record